Molecule: messenger RNA, 1056 nt
Organism: Rhipicephalus microplus (southern cattle tick)
Lineage: Eukaryota; Metazoa; Arthropoda; Arachnida; Ixodida; Ixodidae
Gene: eIF3i
Product: eukaryotic translation initiation factor 3 subunit i
Biological process (GO): cytoplasmic translational initiation
Cellular component (GO): cytoplasm; eukaryotic translation initiation factor 3 complex, eIF3m
Molecular function (GO): protein binding; RNA binding; translation initiation factor activity
Source: RefSeq, a predicted model, not a curated record
GGACAGCUUGCCGAAAACGUGGUGUCCGUAAUUUUUCAUCAUCAGUAUGAAGCCACUCAUGCUGCAUGGCCACGAGAGGGCAAUCACGCAAAUCAAGUAUAAUCGUGAGGGAGACCUGCUGUUCUCCUGUGCCAAGGAUCACUCACCCAAUGUGUACUACUCGCUCAACGGGGAGCGCCUGGGCAACUUUCUUGGCCAUGCCGGUGCCGUCUGGUGCAUUGAUGUCAACUGGGACUCCACAAAGGUAAUCUCAGGUGCUGGUGACAACACUUGCCGCGUGUGGGACUUGGAGAGAGGAGUGAACAUCAACACAAUUGACACAGCAACGGCAGUGAGGACAUGCAUGUUCUCGUUCAGUGGCCGCAUGUUAAUGUACAGCACAGACAAGGCCAUGGGACGUUUCUGCGAGAUACACAUUGUCGACAUGGCUGACCGACGACAGAUGGAGGGCCAAGACUCGGCCAUGGUGAUUCCAGUGAACCAGAGCAAAGUGACCAGUGCCCUGUGGUGGCACUAUGACGACGGCAUCCUGUCUGCCCAUGAGGAUGGCACACUGGCCACCUGGGACAUCAAAUCGGGCAUGCAGCUGAACCAGGUCAAGGGCCACAGUCUGACCAUCAAUGACCUGCAGUAUUCCAAGGACCAGAGCUUCUUCAUCACGGCCUCCAAGGACACCACCUCCAAGCUGUUUGAUGCGGACACUCUUGAGCACCUCAAAACUUACAAGACUGAGCGACCGGUCAACUCUGCUGCCAUCUCUCCCAUCAGAGAGCACGUGGUGCUUGGGGGUGGUCAGGAGGCUAUGGAUGUGACAACAUCAUCCGUCAAGGCUGGAAAGUUCGACGCCCGUUUCUUCCACCUCAUCUUCGAGGAAGAGUUUGGCCGCGUCAAGGAUCACUUCGGUCCUAUCAACAGUGUUGCAUUCCACCCCGAUGGCAAGAGCUACAGCAGUGGUGGUGAAGAUGGUUACGUUCGAGUCCACUACUUUGAUCCAUCUUACUUCGAAUUUCAAGUUGAGGUCUAAAUUGUGCCCAAUAAAAAAAUGUAUCACCUGUG